AAACUAUACGUAUUUCUAUGGCCUGAAAGUUAGCUGGCAAAGUGCUUAGCACCCUAUCGCUAACAACAUGAAGGCGGGUCGGGUAACCCCGGUGAUCAAAAGGCAAGAUUUUAACUUGUAAUUAUAGAAGAGAGAUCUCUCCAUAGUCUGUGAAACUGGACACGACGCCUGAUUAAUAAUUUGGCUCUGCAGAAUGUCCAAGAUCAGGCGGAAGGUAACAGUGGAGAAUUCGAAGACCAUAUCUGACAGCAGUACAAGCACCACACCCUCUCGAAGGCCCAGUGUUUUUGAGAGACUCGGCCCCAGUACCGGAGGGAAUGCUGCGGAGACACACUGUAGAAAUUGGUUAAAGACUGGGAACUGCAGUUACGGCAAUACUUGUCGCUAUACACAUGGAACUCAGCCAAGGGGCAAAGGCUUUUCUGGAACGUUUAGCAGGUCAGCAGAGAGGCCCACAGGGGAUCUCCGGGAGAGGAUGAGGAAUAAGAGACAGGAUGCUGAAGCAGAUGCCCAGAAAAGAGACCCAGAAGAGCCUACAUCACCCACAACCAGACAGAAGCAGCGCGACUCAUCUCGGGGACGGCACCGGGAGAAGGAGGACAUAAAGAUUACCAAGGAGAGAACUCCAGCUAGUGAGGAAGAGCCAGCAGAGUGGGAGGGCACCCGAGAAGACUCUGAUAACGGUGACUACGACUACGAGUUGUCUUUGGAAAUGAAGAGGCAGAAGAUCCAGCGUGAGCUGAUGAAGCUCGAACAAGAGAACUUGGACAAGAGAGAUGAGAUCGUCAUCAAGAAGGAGGAAUCAACCCCUAAGAACAGGCCCAGCAGCAUGUCUAAGGCUUCCCCUGAACGCGGAAGCUCCAAAGGUUCCCCCUCGUCCCGCAAGUCAAGUGGCUCCCCCAAGUACAAGGCGUCAGGGAAGAGCGCAGGCUCUGUGAAGAAGGAGAAGUCGUCUUCCUCCUCCGUGAUCUCCUCUCCGGUGUCCGACCAGACCCGGGCAGAGGAGUCGGAGACUCGGUUCUCUAAGGGGGGUCACGGGAAGAAGAAAGGCCCGCGCACCCCCAGCCCCCCUCCGCCGGUUCCCGUGGAGACCCACGUGGUUGGGAAGAAGCACAAAGGCAAACACAAGAACAAGGACAAGUCUGAGGACCGGGCCAAGGAGGGCAAGGAGAGGGGCCGCGACACGGAGAAGCACAAGGAGAAGAAGGACAAACGGAGGGACCGGUCAGAGAGCUCCCACAAGGCCAAGAGGUCCGUGACGUCAGAUGAGCGGUCUGGAAGUGUUUCCUCGCCCUCCAGAGACGUGUCGCCCCUCGGCAGGAGGAAGUCCUCCUCCCCCAAAGUGUCCUCCCAGAAACCCCCCGCCUCUGCUUCCCCACACCGGUCCCGUCAGCAGCACAGUCCGUCCCCCUCGACGGUACGCCACCACUCCCCGUCCUCCCACUCGGGCUCACGCUCGUCCGCCCAGAGACACACGCCUUCCCCACGCCGCCGCAACCGCAGCCCCCCGUCGCCCUCGUACCCGCGGAGCGAGCCGGGCCCCCCCGCCUCCUCCUCCUCCCCUCCGCCCUCGUCCUCCUCCUCCGCCCUGAGGCGCUCGCGCUCACCCCUGACCCCGCGUGGACCCUCGCCUCCGGGCCAGCGCCGGGCCAGCCCCGGCCGACGCCACUCGCAGGGCCGCGAGAGGGGAGGGCGCGGCGAACGAGACAGGAGCCCGCCACCGCAGGAGCGACGCCACGAACGCAGAGAUGAGUCUCGCGGCAGGCGUGAGAAGGAGAGCGGUCGAGACGAGCGGGACUACGAGCCGGAGCAGAGCAGCUCGCGAGACAACAGAGACGACCGCGAUUCCCGCGACAGCCCCGCUGACCGGGCCCGAGGCGGGGAGGGCCCGCGGCGGCCGAGGCGAGCGAUCUGCACAACAGGGCCGGGGAAGGAUGCCCGCGGGGACGUGUCCAGGAGCGACGCACGCUCCACGCGGGACCCGCCCGAGCACAGGGAGCGCGAGAGGGACAGGGAGAGGGAGAGGGAGCGAGACCGCGAGAGGGAGCGCGGCGAAGCGCACCGGAAGGACGACGCCGCCGCCGCCGCCGCCGCCGCCCCAGAGGAUCGUGGGAGUUACGGGAAGGGCCACAGCCGCGAGGAGGGAAGGAGCGAAACACGGACCGAGGCCAGAUCGGACGCCCGCGCCGAGAGGGGGGGCCGAGGUCGAGGCCGUGGAGCCGAGGCCACAGAUAAAGGUUCAUCUCGAGGCUCGCGAGCAUCACCAGGUGACCGCGGCCAUGACAGCUGGGAGUCCAAGAGCGGCGUUCGCGAGCGGAGUGCAGAGAGAGUCUCGGAGCGCGGAGGCGACAGCAAGGCCACCGACCGAGGUAAUGAGCGGACCACCGAUCGCUAUGGCAACGAGCGGCCGAGAGGCGAGCAGGCCCGAGACUCCUCCUAUGACCGCAGGAGUGGCCAUGCCGACCGCGAGCGCAGGGACAACCGGGACAGAGGUGAGGCACUUUUAAUCUCAACUAAUUUGCCAACAGGGCUUGUCAUGAAAGGCAUUUCAUUCAAUCAAAUAAUAGGUGAAGCGCCCUCCCUGGCCGACCUGGAGAAAGAGGAGCGGGAAUGGAAGCGGGAAGGGAGACGGCGCAGGACUGAAGGGGGAUGGCCAAUGAGCCGAACAAUAGGGAGGCAUGGGAGAGGGAGGGCGAAGGGGCGGGAUGAGGAGAGGAAGGAGAAACAAUAUGAGCUCGAAGGAGACCGGCAGAGGGACUGGGAGGAGAGGGAGAAGGGAAGAGAGGAGCGCAGAGAGAGGAGAGACGACACCAGAGAUGACCGCCCCGUCCGAGAUUCUGUCGAGGAGCGCAAGGCCAGUCGUAAGAGACACCGAGUGGAGACCACACCGAGCCCCCGCUCGUCUCCCAAACGUGCCCGCGAGGCCAGCCCUGCGGACAGCGAUGGCUAUAACAGCUCAGAGGAAAAAGGUAAGAAGCACCGCCUGUUGAGUCAGGUGGUCCGCCCUCAAGACCCUCCCCGCUCCCCCCCUCCUCCGCCCCGCGUGCCCGCUGAGGAAAAGCCCUCCCGCUGGAAGGAGGAAGACCCGGCGACAAAGAAGGGCGAUGCGUGGGCGAGCCUGAAAAGAGGCCAGCGGGCCGGCGCCGACCAUAGAGGAGAGCAGGAGGGCGUUUCGGCCCCGUCGGACACCAGGAGGGGCAAGGAGCGAGAGGCCACAGACCCCGAGGGGAGGGCAAAGAAAGACCAAGGCCAGAAGAAAGGCCUGAAGAAGAACCGGCGCGAGGAGGACCGGGCAGGCGGUGUCGCCGGACGUGACGAGCGCUUCAACCCGGAGCCCGUGGUCAGCAACCCGCCUCCUCCCCUGCUCUCCCCGAGGAAGGUGCCCAAGAAGAAAGCGCUGGACAAGAAGCGCAAGCGCUCUCGGGGCGGAGACUCGGACGCCUCGGAGGACGAGCCCGGAGCCGGACACCACCCGCUGAGCAAGCGGUCUCGCCGGGGCCCACGCACGCCACCGCCCAUCAACAAGGAGGACCUGCUGUCCCAGAGGGUCCUGGCGGCCAGCCAGCGCUCGCCCCUGACCCUGCCGCUCAGCGACUGGUCCGACGAGGACGUCCCUGACCGCGGCGAGCCGCCUCCGCCACCCCCCCCGCCUCCUCCACCGCCCCCGGUCCAGCCCAUCCCAGAGCCCAGGACCCUGCUGCCCGCCGAGGCGCUCCCCAGCAGGCGGCUCGGACGGGGCAGGACGGACCCCCCCAUCGCCCCACUGCUCCCCGACCCCCCCAUGCUGUUGCCCACGCCCCCCCUGCAGCCUCUGCUGCCCCAGCACAUGCUGCGCAAGCCGCUCCUGCCCAACGCGCCGAUGGACGCGCACCCCGCCGGUGUCGGCCGGUGUCUAGGCAACAGCCCGGACCAGCAGCUCCUCCGCCGCCCUCCUGCGGUCACCCUCGGCCGAGCAGCACCGAGGCGAACCGCGGGUGCCCAGGCGGAGGGGCCGCCGGCGGUGGGCCGCGCAGCCGGGACCCUUGGCCUUGAGAGAACAGUAGCGGGGAGGAGAGAGGGAGAGGAAACAGCGGCCUUGAGCGGGAGGGCGGCCGGUCGAGUCGGUCGGGGCGAGAAGUCCGCAUCGUCAGCUGAGGAGGAGAGCCCAGUACUUAUGCGUCAUCAGCGGCCUCGUAUGGGCUCCUACGACAGCCGAGGCGUGGCCCGGUUUCCCUUGGCGGAUGUUCGACCCGCGGGGACCAGGGGCAGCCGCCCAGACCCAGGGCUCGGGCUGGGUCUCGGUCUGGGCCUGGGUCUGGGCCUCGGCCUGGGCCUCAGUCCGGCCGGGGUCCCCCAGCAGCCCAGGGACUGGGAGCAGAGCCAUGAGGGGACUGGGCACCUGCUGCUUCCCGAGGCAGCUGCCCCAUCCCAGGCGCCAAAUCAACCCAUCAUGGCCUUGGCGGAAGUUUCUUUACAACAGAACCUCGAGCUGAAGCCUGCUGCCCGAGGGACUCCUGGGCUCCUGCUCCCCAUCGACCCCGUGCCGCACGGAGACCCCAAGGGCAGAGGUGACGGACGCAUGGAGCGCGCCGACUACGAGCCCCUGUUGCCACGGGAGACUGUUGCCAUUAAUCCUGACAAGCCAGUGGACAGCGCGCACGCUCAAGCCGAGGCUGCUGAAGAAGAAAAGGGGGACAGCCUUGACGAAGAAGACGAAGGGAAAGGAGAGGACGCCCAGUCGAUCGUCUCUGGAGGUGAAGAGUACGAGCCCAUCAGUGAUGAUGAACUGGACGAGAUUCUUGCAGACAGUGCUCAGAAACGAGAGGACCAGCAGGACGAUGAGAGAGUCCCAGGUCCUCUGGACGUGAUCGACGUGGACUGGUCCAGCCUGAUGCCCAAGCAGAAGCAGGAGCCGCGGGCCCCAGGGGCGGCUCUGCUCAGGUUCACCCCUGGAGCCGUGCUGCUCAGGGCGGGCGUCUCGCGCCGCCUGGCCGGGCCCCAGCUCCUCGCCCGCGUCAAAGAGGUCUGCAAGAGCGAGCUGGACGACCCUAAAGAUGCUGACCGGCUGUUUGAGCAUGACCUGGGCGCUCUCAACAUGGCGGCGCUGAACAGACGCGUGGAGCGGGCCAAUCUCCUGCGCAACCUGGGCUCUGGCUGCAAGGCCCUCAGCGCACGGCGGGACAUCGCCAUCCGCAAGCAGCUGCUGAAGAAUGACAAAGGCACCACCAAGCAGAUGUACACGACCCCCCCAGUGGGAGACUCCGAGCUGCUGCAGCUCAGCGUACGUCUCUUUAAGAAGGCCCUCGCGUCCAGCCAGACGGCUGACCUGGAGCGCGCUCAGACCAGCGCAGCUAGCGCCCCAGGUGCCGCCCCCUCUGGCGCGGUGUGUGUCUCCUAAGAGGAGGGGGGG
Alosa alosa (allis shad) is the source of this 5389-nucleotide messenger RNA. RefSeq names its product zinc finger CCCH-type containing 13 (gene zc3h13). Gene Ontology annotation, molecular function: metal ion binding. NCBI's taxonomy places the organism in Eukaryota, Metazoa, Chordata, Actinopteri, Clupeiformes, Clupeidae. The record is from RefSeq and is a predicted model, not a curated record. Bases 194 to 5377 code for a protein of 1727 amino acids. Gene Ontology annotation, cellular component: RNA N6-methyladenosine methyltransferase complex. The transcript is spliced from 24 exons.